Brassica rapa (field mustard) is the source of this 2503-nucleotide messenger RNA. Its product is annotated as rhamnogalacturonan I rhamnosyltransferase 1. The record is from RefSeq and is a predicted model, not a curated record. NCBI's taxonomy places the organism in Eukaryota, Viridiplantae, Streptophyta, Magnoliopsida, Brassicales, Brassicaceae. Gene Ontology annotation, cellular component: chloroplast; cytoplasm.
AUAUACAAUACAAUUCUAAUUAAUGAUAAUAUAAAAUCUGUUACUUCUAAAACUAUACACUAUUUAUUCCUCUGAGUCAGUUAAUUAGAGAGUUAUAUUUGUUUCCUUCUUUAAUUAGAGUGUUUUGUUUUAAAAAUUGAUUUUUUUUUUUUUUGUGUUUGCAGGAAAUUAUACAAGCAAUGGUGUUCUAUUUGUAUCGUGUAACGGUGGACUGAAUCAAAUGCGAUCCGCGGUUUGUUUACUUGCUCUUUUGCUCUCUCUUUAAUUUUCGGAUUUUGAUGUUUUUUUUUUUCUGAAUGUUGUUUUAGAUUUGUGACAUGGUGGCUGUCGCUAGGCUAUUGAACCUCACUCUCGUUGUUCCUGAGCUUGACAAGACAUCUUUUUGGGCUGAUCCUAGGUACUUUGAAUAGGAGAGGAUCUCUCAUGUAGCUCUAUAGCAAUCUUAAUCCAUCCCUUUGUUUCGUUUGUAGCAGUGGUUUUGAGGAUAUUUUUGAUGUGAGACACUUUAUUGAUUCAUUAAGAGAUGAAGUUCGGAUCUUUAGGAGGCUUCCUAAACGGUUUAGCACCAAGUAUGGUUACCAAAUGUUCCAAAUGCCUCCUGUUAGCUGGUCUGACGAUAACUAUUACUUCAAACAAUGGUCUUACUCUCUCACUCCAGAGGCUCAGGUGUCGUGUGAACUUCCAGGGACUUAAGUUCACUCCACAGCUUGAGGCCUUGGGGUCUAAGCUAGUCCGCAUGCUACAGCAAAGAGGACCCUUUGUCGCUUUGCAUCUGAGAUAUGAGAUGGACAUGUUAGCUUUCUCUGGCUGCACUCAUGGUUGCGGUGAGGAAGAAGCGGAAGAGCUAAAAAAGAUGAGGUACACAUAUCCCUGGUGGAGAGAGAAGGAGAUAGUCUCAGAGGAGAGGAGGUGGCGUUGGUUCUAAAAGCAUUCGGAUUCGAUAAAAAUACACAGAUUGCAGCUGGUGAGAUUUAUGGAAGCGAGCAUAGACUGUCCGUUCUAAGAGAAGCAUUCCCGAGAAUUGUGAGUCUAUCCGUCCUGGUUUCCCUAACGAGUGGUCAAUCGUUCUUAACAGUUAUGCUCUCACAUGUGGUUUAUAUUAAGGAUAAAUGUCCCACAUUGGAUAUUGGAAGGGAUCCUAAUCAAUAUAUAAGAUAGAUGGGUCACUCCACUUAGCACCAAUUGGUUUUAGGUUGGAAGCCCAUCUAGCUUAACAUGGUAUCAGAGCCCGAUCCACACAGUCCAAUCCGAUCCAUUAUCGAUCCAGCCCAAAGUCGGCCCAUCGAUCCUUGCCCGAGCAUUUCGAGAUUGACGCUCAAAGAACCAUCAUCUCGAAGGGGCGUAUUAGGGAUAAAUGUCCCACAUCGGAUAUAAUUAUGGAACUAAGAAGGGUAAAAUGAUUGAACCUUUUUAAGCUCAGCAAGCUCCUCUUCUGACCUGUACUGGAGACAUUUCAUGAAGAAGACAUUUCAUCAACUAAGUUUUGAUAAUUAUAACGAAAGCUAUAUAUUGAUGAUGGAUGAUGAUCAGACAAGGACAAAACCCACCAGAAGAUGGUAGAGUCAGUUGACUCAGGAAGAAUAUCGAUAUAAAUUCUCCAUGCAGAAUCUUCAUCAUACUUCUUUUUGAUCAAGAACAGAGCUAAUGAACCCAUGUUAUACAUUGUACUAUAUACUCUUAUUUUGUAGACAAAUGCUUUCCAUUAUUUUGAUAAUUGAUUAUGGCGUUCAGAUAAAAUUGAGUCAGUGAAUUCACUGUAAAUUAUAAAUUAGUUUUAAAAAUAUAAAUUGGUUUCUGUCAAACUUUCCAGUCAAAUUAGUUGCCAAUACAGACCCGCAACAGAACACGAUGAAGAACUUGUCGAAUGAUUGACACAAGAAGCCAAAAUGUGAUUGUGAAAAGCACUCAAAUGUUUUACAAUUGGUUGAUUCAUGUAAUCUAUAUCCAACAUGGAUAACAUUUUAAUUACUAGACAUUGACCCCGAGAGAGCUAUAAUCAACAGUUAGGACAUUUUAUUAAGAAGGGAUCGUAUGUCUCUCGUUCUUAUUUUUAUCUUUACUUAAUGAGAUAACUGUUUCCAAAACAAGCUCACACUUACAAACCUCUGACCAUUUUCAGACUAUUAUUUUUUGUCAUCUCACAUCUGAAGUUUUAUGUUUUCAUCUUGUUUUCUUCUAAAAACAUUCCCUAUAAAUUAAAGUAUUCGACGGCGGUUCUUUCGGGUUGUUCAGCUUUACACCAUUUUACUAUUUUCUUUGAUUUUCUGGCAUCUAACACUGUUUGUGGGUUAUCUUUGAUUAUUACUGAUUUGAAUGUCAAGGAAAUAUUGGAUGAAUACUUUUCUAUGUUUUGAAACUUGUACUUGUCUAUUCGUUUUGCAAGAAAUUUUGUUUUUAAACUCCCAAAACAAUACUCAGUACGUUUCAUUUUAUUUAUCGUUUUAGUUUUAUGCACAUAAAUUAAGAAAACAAUUAAUUUGCAUAUUUUCAAAACAAAAUAAAA